Messenger RNA from Triticum urartu, 927 nucleotides. RefSeq names its product Ribosomal protein L35. Gene Ontology annotation, biological process: translation. NCBI's taxonomy places the organism in Eukaryota, Viridiplantae, Streptophyta, Magnoliopsida, Poales, Poaceae. The record is from RefSeq and is a predicted model, not a curated record. Gene Ontology annotation, molecular function: structural constituent of ribosome. Gene Ontology annotation, cellular component: ribosome.
GAGGGAGAGAAGCAAACUGAAACCCUAGCUGCUUGCUGAGGCCCGCCACGCAACAACACGGCACGAUGCGGCGGUGGUGCUGCUCCUCCGCCGGCGGCCUCGCCCGCCGUUUCCUCUCCUCCCCCACCGUCGUCCAUGCCCGCCCGCCCGUGUCCUCCCUCCCCUUCCGCCGCGACCACUCCCACACCCACGCGCCUCUGCCCAUCAUGGGCUCGCUGUUCCACUCCGCGGCAGCCGCUGCGAUCGUCCGGCCUCCGGUGAUGGCGAUGCAGGUGCGCCACUACGCCAUCAAGGGCAGGUCCCGCGCGCCGACCACGCCCACCAUCUCCAAAGUCAAGAAAUACAAGAUGAAGGCCCCCUCCUCCAUGAAGUUCCGCUUCAGAACGAUGAAGGACGGCCAGAUCCGCAGGUGGAGGGCCGGCAAGCGCCACAACGCACACCAAAAGUCCAAGGAAGCAAAGAGAAGACUUCGGAAGCCUGCUUUAGUGCAUUUAGCUUAUGCCAAAGUUAUAAAGAAGCUCAACUUCUGCGGCUAGGAAAUUGAUGGAUGGAGGAUGGUGAUUGGCACAUGAAUCUGAUCAAUGAAUACUGAUUGCCAACUUAUCUUGUUACAUUUGUCCUUUGAUGCAUUGCCAUCAGAUUUUUGUGCUCCCAUCUCUUCACCGAUGCCGAUGAUUAUUUUAUUGUACUACCAUCCACUUGUUUUCUAAACAAUCAGUUGAUAAAGGCUCCCCUGUGUUUUGUUAUGCACACGGAGAAGACUCACCAUAGUGAUGAUAGACAACCUGCUGCCAGUAAGGAAACUCUAUGUCCCUUGUCCUAGCUUCAGAUUCAGUGAGCUUCACAUGCCAAUGUUUUGACCUGGAGUUCAAUUGUAGAAAUUCAGAGGACAUUGUCCUGUCUUAUGUGCUGUGUUUUCUCGAAUCA